AUGUAUGCUGUGACUAUUAGUGAUGAGGGUGACUGUUACCGGUGUUUUCCGCCUGUCUCGGGCAUUGAGGCUGCUGCUCUAGGUGCUGGUGAGGCUGCUCCUCUAGGUGCCAUUGAGUCUGCUGCCCCAGGUACAGGUGAGUCUGCGCUCUCAGGUACCGCGUCGGCUCCGGCCACCCACACCUUCACCCUUGACUCGGGUGCUUCCCGCUCCUUCUUUCGAGACCGCACCACGCUCACGCCGCUUCGCCGGCCAGUGGCAGUCUCCCUGGCAGACCCCUCUGGGGGUCCUGUCCUUGCCCACUUCUCCACUGUCCUACCGUGUCCAGCGGCCCCUUCUGGCACCCUGGGUUCACCAGUUCACUCCUUCGAGUCGGCGAGUGACUCGCUGUACCUGUGCUCGGACGGGCCGUCACUUGGCCACGUUUACCCGUCAGCCGGGGCGAGCCUGUACACACUGACUACUGAGUCUCCUCCGAACGCUGAGUCUGCUCAGGUAGCCGCGUCGGGUCAGGUGUUUGCUGCGGCGUCCAGGUCUGGUCCUGAGUCUUCCCCCUCCUCAUGUCGUCUCCUGUCUCACCAGACUCUCCUCUGGCACCACCUCCUUGGUCACCCAUCCCUGCCUCACUUUCGAGGCAUGGCCUCCUGUGUCCUUGUCUCUGGUCUCCCCCGUUCCCUCCCUCCCCUUCCUCCGGGGCCUGCCCCCACCUGCGUUCCCUGCGUCGAGGGGCGGCAGCGCGCUGCUCCUCACUCCUCCGAGUUUCCUCCGAUAGAGGCUCCGCUGCAGAUGCUUCACAUGGACGUGUGGGGCCCAGCCCGCGUCCGUGGAUAUGGUCACGAGCGUUACUUCCUGCUGGUGGUUGAUGACUACUCGCGUUACACCGCAGUCUUCCCCUUGCGCAGCAAGGGUGAGGUCAUUGAGGUGUUGAUCGCCUGGAUCCGCUUAGCUCGUCUCCAGCUCAGAGAGAGUUUUGGCUCGGACUUUCUUGUUCUGCGUCUGCACUCUGACAGAGGCGGAGAGUUCUCCUCUGACCUUCUGCGAGCCUUCUGUCGUGCACGAGGCAUCCGCCAGACCUUCACGCUUCCGGACUCUCCGCAGCAAAAUGGGAUUGCUGAGCGCCGCAUUGGCAUGGUCAUGGACGUCGCUCGUACGUCCAUGGUCAAUGCGGCUGCCCCCCAUUUUCUGUGGCCGUUUGCGGUUCGGGCGUUUGUCCGCGACUUGUCUGCGGACAAGCUGUCCCCUCGUGCUGUUCCCUGUGUCUUCCUUGGCUCCCCCCCUAACGCGCCGGGCUGGCAGAUCUACCACCCCACCUCGCGCCGUGUUCUGUCCUCCCAGGACGUCACGUUUGACGAGUCGGUUCCCUACUACCGUCUCUUCCCCUACCGCACUGCGUCCCUCCCCCCGCCGCCGUUCUUCCUUACGCCAGGUCCCCCUCCGGUAGACCCCCUCCCCCCUCAGGGUCCUGCCCCCUCAGGUGUGUCUCAGGUAGACGCAGUCGACCCUAUCGAGGUAGCUGUUGACUCUGGUGUUGCUAGGGGUGCUGAGCCUUCGGGUGCUGGGUCUGGUGGUGCUGACUCUGGGGGUGCUGAGCGUAGGGGUGCUGACUCUAGGGGUGCUGAGCCUGGGGGUGCUGACUCUGGGGGUGCUGCGCCUGGGGGUGCUGAGCGUGGGGGUGCUAUGCCUGGGGGUUCUGAGCCUGGGGGUGCUGCGUCUAGGGGUGCGGAGUCUGAGGGUACUGGACCUGCUCGUGUGGCGUCUGGCGGUGGUGGGCCUGGAGGUUCUUCGGGUGCUUCGUCCCGAGCUGGAGGUACUGCGGGCGCUGGAGGUUCUACUGCUGUUGAGGGUGGUGGUGCCGCAGGUCCCGGAGGUGCUCGUACUAGGAGUACUGGAGCUGCUAGGCCUGCGGGUGUGUCUAGUGCUGUAGCUGGUGGACCUACUGCGUCUUCUGGUGGUCCGGUUGGAGCUGUUGUUGCUGGGGGUGUUGGCGUUGAGGGUGCUUCUGGUGCUGGUGCCCCUGAGGGUGCUGGCGUUGGCACUCCUGGAGCUGGGGGUGCUGCUGGCGCUGGUGCUGUCCCUUCUAGUGGUGGUGCUUCUGAGGGUGCUGGCGUUGGUGCUGCUGGCGCAGGUGCUGCCGUUCAUGGUGCUGGCGCUGUUCCUGCUGGUUCUGGGGGUGCUGCACGGCCGCGGCCGAAAUUCGUUCCGCUCCUUGAGCAGCCUGCGUCUCGUCCUGCGUUGCCUGUCCGUGCUGCUCGCACUGGUGGUCGUGGUUCGCGUCAACGUCCUUCCCCCGUCCCCGGCACGCACCGGAUGUCUCUGCGUCCGUCCACAGCUCCUCUCCGUGCCCCUUUGCCUUCUCCGCCUGAGUCCUCUCUUCCUGCUCUUCCUGACCCGGAGUCAGACUCCCUUCGUGCUGCCAGUCCUAGUGUCACGCGUCUCCUUGCUACUAUCAUCACUGACCCUUCCUUUGAGUCCACUGCGGCGUCUGCUCUAGUUGCUGAGCUUGUCGACUUCGCUGCUCGCUGUCGUCUAGACUACGCUGCUAGUCUGGUUACUGAGUCUGCGUCUGUCUGUCCUCCGUCCGACGGGGACAUCCCGAAUCCGCGCUCUUACGCGGAGGCGAUAGAGGGUCCCUACACCUCUAAGUGGCAGGCAGCCAUGGACGCAGAGAUGGCUUCCUGGAAGUCCACAGGCACCUACGUUGACGAGGUUCCCCCUCCUGGGGCGAACAUCGUCAGUGGCAUGUGGAUUUUCAGGGUGAAGCGGCCGCCGGGUUCUCCGUCUGUCUUCAAGGCGCGUUACGUGGCUCGUGGCUUCAGUCAGCGGCAGGGAGUUGACUACUUCCAGAACUUCUCUCCCACCCUGAAGAUGACCACUCUUCGGGUACUGCUGCACAUAGCCACUCACUGUGAUUACAAGCUUCACUCUCUUGACUUCAGCACGGCUUUAUUGCAGGGCAGCCUGCACGAGGAGAUCUGGCUGCGCCGCCCACCUGGCUUCACUGGGACUUUUCCACUUAGCACCCAGUGGAGCCUCCGGCGGCCAGUCUACGGUCUUCGCCAGGCACCUCGUGAGUGGCACGACACACUGAGGACUACACUUGCGGCUCUUGGGUUUGCUCCUUCUACUGCCGACCCGUCGCUGUUUCUACGCACCGACACCUCUUUGCCGCCGUUCUACAUCCUCGUGUACGUCGACGACUUGGUCUUUGCCACAGCUGACACUACUGGACUCGCCUACGUGAAGUCCGAGCUGCAGAAGAGACACAUGUGCACAGACCUAGGUGAACUGUGCAGCUACCUUGGCUUGCAGAUGAACCGGGACAGAGCACAGCGCACCAUUACCCUGACUCAGUCACACAUGGUGCAGCAGGUCCUUCAGCGCUUCGGCUUCAUGUACUCCUCGCCUCAGGCCACUCCUCUGUCUACUCGCCACUCGCUCUCAUCUCUGCCUUUGGAUGAGUCCGUAGAGUCGAGUGGCCCGUACCCAGAGCUUACCAGAGCACAUGGCUGCAGCGAAGAGGGUGUUGCGCUACUUGUGCAGUACGUCGGGCAUGAGGCUAGUGCUUGGAGGGCGGAGUCCAGUGGUCCUCACUGGUCACGCAGACGCUUCUUGGGCUGA
Molecule: messenger RNA, 3618 nt
Organism: Closterium sp. NIES-65
Lineage: Eukaryota; Viridiplantae; Streptophyta; Zygnematophyceae; Desmidiales; Closteriaceae
Source: the annotation of a GenBank genome assembly